AUGGCGGCGAGUCGCCUAAAUGGCGGUCUGCGGAUCGUGGGCCUGCUAUGGGCAUUUCGUGUUUCGGCGGAGUCGCAGGAAAAGCACGAGAUGACGGAGGCUGCUGAGACAGCCGGUGCGGUGUGCCUGGAUGGAACUCCUCCGGUCUACUAUCUCAGAAGAGGUUCCGGCUCGGGUGUGAACAAGUGGUACUUGCACCAUCAGGGAGGCGGCUGGUGCGAGUCCUUUGACGACUGCGUAGCCCGUUCGAAGACAGACCUGGGGUCGUCUUCCAAGUAUCCCGCCACCGCUUCGAUGGAAGAUGGGUACUUCUCGACGGAUGCAGCGGUCAAUCCGAUGAUGUACAACUGGAAUCAUGUUCUCCUGAUGUAUUGUGACGGCGCUAGCUUCAGUGGGAACAAUGCCACAGUUACGGUGCACAACGGCACCAAGCUGCACUUCCGGGGGCAGCGCAUUCGAGAAGCCAUUGAGCAGGACCUUCUCCAAAAUCAGGGCCUCGCUAAUGCCAGCGACCUGAUCGUGUCUGGUUGCAGCGCUGGUGGUCUGGCAACAUAUCUUCACACCGACCAAUGGUGCGAGUCGCUCCAUGCAUCGCGGCCUUUAGCGAAAUGCGUUGGAAUGCCGGACAGCGGGUUCUUUCUUGACUACCAGGACCCUGAAGUUCGCUGCUCUCCAGACAGCUCAGCUCCUGGCCUCCUCACCGAAACCAUCAACGGAGACUAUCACUGCGGCCUGUGGUGGACCUUCCACAUUCAGAAUGCCAGCUCUGGCAUCAACCAGCGCUGCCUCGCGCGUCACACGAACGAGGAAUGGAGGUGUAUGUUUGCGGAGUACGCGGCAGAGUUCAUUCACUCACCCGUCUUUGCCUUGCAGUCCAUGUAUGAUUCCUGGCAGACAGCCCAUGUGCAAGGGACUGGUGGCGCUUCCAAAACGAAAGUCCUUGGCAAGAACAUCACCGAGCGUCUGCUGAAGAGCUUGCUGGCCAAGAACCCUCGCUCCGGUGCUUUCCUGGACAGCUGCUGGCACCAUUGUGGAUCCUGGAAUUCCAUCCGCAUCGAUGGCGACUUGGUGUCCACGGCUCUCCACCCGACCAGCGAUUUGCCAGCAACUUCCGAGGAAAUGGUACCAUGGCCUCGGGAGGGCUGGGAGCAAGCGAUUGUGGAACCAGAACAGCGGAAGCCCAUCAAGCCGUCAAUGCCCGUGGCCAAGCUGUUGUACAUGGCAGAACUAGGUUUUGCCCUGCUGCCAAUCUUGCCCAGUCCUGGGGAUUCGUUGCGUGUCUUCUACGAGCGGGGGGAUCUGCCUGUUCAGAUCUACCAUGGCUCCAUAGGUCGACUGCUGUGGAAGGUGGAUGUUGAAAAACUCGACUACCACCACUACCUGCCGAUAUUCUUCGAUGGGCUGCGCGAGAAAGAGGAUCCCUUCAGGUUCAUGGCCGUCACUGGAGCUUAUGACAUGCUGGAGAAGGGGGGUGAUCGUAUCCUUCCGGUGGUGCCUCAGCUCGUCAUCCCUCUCAAAAGUGCGCUGAAUACACGUGACCCCCAAAUCAUGUGCACAACCAUGAAGCUUAUGCAGAAGCUGGUUCUGAGUGGCGACAUGAUUGGCGAGGCAUUGGUGCCCUACUACCGGCAGCUGCUGCCUGUGUUCUGUCUCUUCAAAGGCAAGAACAUUCCGACGAAGGACAUGGGAGACUACAUGGACUACAGCCAGCGCAAGAAUCUGAACCUAGGAGAUCUGAUCUCAGAAACCCUUCAGAUCUUGGAGGAGCAUGGAGGUGAAGAUGCCUUCAUCAACAUCAAGUACAUGGUCCCCACCUACGAGAGUGCCGUUCUUUGUGGAGCAUAG
This is a messenger RNA of Symbiodinium sp. CCMP2456, 1845 nucleotides long. The record is from the annotation of a GenBank genome assembly. Lineage: Eukaryota; Dinophyceae; Suessiales; Symbiodiniaceae.